AUUCCUUACUUUCAGAUGUUAUGCUAAAGGAGGUGCAGUCGUCUUGAGAACUAAAUUUAGAAACUUCAGACUAGGUGGUCGCUUAAUAGUGGCUACCCAACAGGAUGCGAAGUGAACAAAUAUAUAUUUUAAUAAUGCUUCGCCAUAUGAUCCAUGUAUGUCGUUGAAUCCAUAUUCAAAAAAAAUGGUGGAAAAGAAAGCCUUUCAGGCUCAUCAUCGGAACAUCUCAUCCGUAUCUGAAAUAUCUGUAACGAUAGAUCCAAUUAAAAGAGAGGAUGCCGACGAAAUUAAGGUCAUCUUCCUCUUGGACUCUCUUACAGAGAGAAAUAUGAUGUUUGAUCUCAUUCAUAGAUAUCUUCAAGAUGGACAGUCUGAUAUUGUCGGUGCCACCCUUCUUAAUCAUCAUUGGGAGCAACCUCAUAGGGAGUGCACAGGACAGGACUGUAUGCACUGUAUCCGAAGUGUUAUCCCUGGCGGAGGCGGAGGUCGAGAAGACCGGCGGGCGAGUGAUGACAGCGGUUUAACCUCGCGACCAGAUAAACCUAUAAAGACGCGGCAUGAAUCCUACACUUACAGUCUAGUAUCUAGCCAUGAGGGAUACUUUAGAUUUUUCCUGGAUGGACACCCUUUCCGACUGAUGAUGCUGAGCAAGGACAAGCAGAACCUUCUGAAGAUCAUCUCCUUCGACUUCCUCGUCGUCUGCAUGCAGGUCAAGAAGUUCCAGGUUCAGAAGGACAAGGAGUCGUCCAGUAGUAGUUGUUCGGCCAGCUUGGACGAAAAUAUCUGGGAGUUUGAAUGGAAACGUCUUGAUAAACAUUCCAAAAAGAUUCUUGCACCCAUUAUUCUUCUAGGAUAUUUUAGAGAUAUUUUAAAACUUGGACAAAUUGGACACGGGGAUUCACUCCCUUUAGAUAAAAUUAUGUACGAAAGUAAAAUGAACGUACAGCGUGUCUGUCGUAAAUAUCGCGCUAUUCCCCGCUUUUGCGACUUUGUCACUGGAUCCAGCCAGGAGCUGUUCGAGCUCUUCUCCGACAUCAAGAACCUGUUCUUCAAGACAGGAUACAUCCUUCAGCAGUGUGCGCUCGCGAACAAUAUUGCGCAUUUCAAGAUGGUGAUGGAAAGUGUUUCCUGCACAGAUGAGGAUCUGAACUACCAGGACCCGGAAACAGGAGACAAUCCUGUCAUGAUCGCAGCAAAACUUCGGCACAAAGAUCUUGUUUCUGAUGUGCUUCGAAGCGCAAGGUUUUCCAAAACGGACGAUUCCAACUUUCUUGAGAGAUUUAUUCACAGUAGAAACAAGUAUGAUCAAACCUUGCUACAUAUGGUAGCAAUUCAGGGUCCGGAACUGGAGGAGCAGAAACUUCUAAUUCUAAGAAAAGAAAUAGAAAUUCAUUGUCUCAGUGAGUUGACCCAUGAAUCUGACCAGCUCAAACUACAAAGAUGUCUCAGAUCUCAGCUGAAGUCCUCUGCCGAAGCUGCAAUAAUAAAUGAGCAGAGCCGAGCACUGCAGGGGAUUCCCAAAACUGUUCGAGAACUCAAGGCUGAGAAGGGGAAGAUCUGGUCCAAAUUAUUUUUCUCAACUCUAUUCCUCUCUCUUAUAUUUAAUGCAAUAGACACAGGGUCUGAUAUUCUGAUAAUGAUUCGAUAUUUCAAUGAGUUGGUUGGGAAGCUUGAGAUCUCCGAGGAUACUUGUGUAACGGAUACCUACCCAGGUAUUUACAAUGAUACUGCAUUUGACUGUGAAGAAGCGAACUGGGAGAAAGGAAAUAACAUCACCAUCAAAUGUUUUCCACUGAAGAUGGAUCCUCAGUCUAAGUUUGGUUAUACACUCUUCUUUAUCCUUGUUCCCUGGCCCUUCUUCAUCUACGAGUUCUUUACCUCCAGGCAUUACGAGAACUUGAAGAAUAAGGGUGCGGAGAUAGUAGAGGAAAUGUCUCAAUGUAACGGUAUAAAAUCUCUUCUCUUCAACUACCUCCGUCUCAUUCUCCAUUCCAUCACAUUUGUCUGUUGUGUAACCCUCUGGCCUAUAGCUGUUCUGUUUAUCAAGUACUAUGAAGAUGGAAAAUACUAUUUGUCUAAGGGGGCUAAGAAGGUGGCGAGGGAGAAGAAAAUUGAAACUUCUGAGGUUCUUUAUUCUACAGCUAGAGUAAUGGAGGUUAGCCUGGAAUCAAGUUUCCAACCAACUAUACAACUUUACCUUCUCUUCCCAACCCUGGUCCAACAGAUUGAAGGGGAAAAAUUCGUCUUUCAGGUUUUUACUCUGUGCAGAUCUGGAAAUAUUCCAGUAAUUAAACCAGAUCAAACCAUUUCCAUUAUCACUUCAAUUCUAAGUUUAUCAUGGUGCUUCACUGCAUAUCACGCCACGCUGAAGCGUGGUGCGCUGGACAAAGAUCUUGCCGCGCUCUUCUACAGAGCUGUUCUGUUUCUCUCCGUACUCUUCCAGAUCCUAGGUCGUCUUUUCAUAUUUGUCUUCUUCGCGUAUUCCUUCGGACCGGGACGAUACUAUCCUCUGCUGAUCUUCCUGGGGGCGCAUAUUGUGCUCAUGUCCCUGCUGCACUUUGUAUUCUCUGAUGCUAAGAAAUACUGGCAGAAAGGAGGUUUUCUCAACCUCUCCUUCUUCCACUAUCUGAUUGGGAACGGGCUCGCCAACAUCUAUAUUCAUAAUUGGAUCAGAAUGGACCCUCUUCUCCUUCCAUGGGCCAAACCUCUGCAGCAUGUGUCCACCUUGGUCCGACAGUUCUUGUUCGAUCUCAUCUUCAUAGCAGAGAACGUGGUCCUUCUAUCCAUUGCCCUCAACUCCCAUAUUAUAGAACUCAGGGAAGGCCGAGCAACGUAUGUUGUAGUACUGUUGGGAUUCCAGUUUGUUGGACUUAUUCUUAAAUGUGUUUACUACAGGUAUUUACAUAUAUGGGCCUGGUUAAUCAUGGAUUACACAACCAUGAAGCAAGAUGGGCACUGGAAAUGUUUCCUUUUCUCAAACAUGUUCCUUUGCGGGGAAAUCAGAGAGAGAAAGCUGCUGCUUUGUUGUAUUCCUAAACCAUUGUCGAGACUGUUUAAUAGCAUAUUUGGGGAGAGAAAAUGUGGAUCAAACGGACCAUCGUGCUCCCUAUGUAAAAUAUUGAUGACAGUUGUUCUCUUCCCGAUAGCGAUUGCCAUUGCAUUGAUCGCGUUCGUCGCCGCCGUGUUCCUCGGCGUUAUGUUCAUGCCAGUCUUUAUCGUCAUCAUUCUUCCCUGUCUUAUCAUUGUCAAGUGCAGACAAUCUCGGACCUCGAAUAAUAUAGUCAAGAUAACAGAGAGUGACAGUAAAAUGGACAAUUUCCAUCCAGCGGAGACAGAAAGGAAAACAUUUUCACCACAUUUAAAAAAAAAUUAA
Molecule: messenger RNA, 3373 nt
Organism: Eurytemora carolleeae
Lineage: Eukaryota; Metazoa; Arthropoda; Copepoda; Calanoida; Temoridae
Exons: 31
Coding region: 158-3373 (1071 amino acids)
Biological process (GO): apoptotic process involved in development; phosphatidylserine exposure on apoptotic cell surface; engulfment of apoptotic cell
Cellular component (GO): plasma membrane
Source: RefSeq, a predicted model, not a curated record